AUGGGAAAUGGAGCUCAUGACGAUUAUGCUAAAAAGCAAGCAAAACAGCAGCCUCACAACAAGUAUAAACUCAAGAUUCUUUUGCUUGUUAUUUUUACAAAUCUUCUCACUAUAUACAUCUUCAGUGGCCCUUCUUUAAACUGGAAGUUAACUGGGUACAGCAACCACUUUUCUCUCCCUCUUUGGGGCUCUUCCAUUCUCUUGCAGGAGCUCAACUCUACUAAAUUGGAGCUUGCAGCUAGUCAUUCCUUCAUUGUUGAGUUGCAGCAGCAGCUCAAGUCUACUAAUCUGCUUGUAGAGGCCUUGUUGAUUGAGCUUACAAGAGAACAGGAACAUUCGACUCAGAAGGUAGCGGGUGUGUCUGGUGGGAAGUUCAAUGCUGACUUAAUUGUCAGAUUGCCUAAUGAACUGAGGGCUGCAUUAGGUCCUCACAAGCUUCCCUUAGGGAAGUCUCCAACAACAGGAUUGGAUGAAGUAAACUCGCCGGUUGGGGCAGGCUGCUUUAAGUUUCAAGAGGAGUUGGUUCAGUAUAUGACAUAUGAGAUUGGCGGGGAGUGUCCUGUAGAUGAUGUUUUUGCACAGAGGCUUUUGCUUAAAGGCUGUGAACCAUUGCCUCGUAGGAGAUGCCAUCCUAAGUCCCCUGUCAAUUAUGUUGAGCCGACGCCAUUUCCAGAAAGUCUAUGGGCAAAAGCACCAGACACCAGCAUCAUUUGGGAUCCUUACACCUGCAAAAGCUACCAGUGCCUCAUUGACCGAAACAAUGCGCCAGGUGUCUUUGAUUGCAAAGAUUGCUUUGACCUGCAGGGCAGAGAGAAGAAUAGAUGGCUCUUUGACAGAGGCCUGGAUUAUGGCAUUGAUCAAGUUCUGAACACGAAACCUCGAAGGACAAUCCGAAUUGGACUUGAUAUAGGAGGAGGAUCCGGCACAUUUGCUGCUAGAAUGAGGGAGAGGAAUGUGACAGUUGUCACAACUUCAAUGAAUUUUGAUGGUCCAUUCAACAGCUUUAUUGCUUCAAGAGGGUUGAUACCAAUGCAUGUUAGUGUUUUCCAGAGGCUUCCUUUCUUUGAAAACACACUGGAUAUAGUACAUUCGAUGCACGUCCUAAGCAACUGGAUCCCAGAUGCCAUGCUUCAGUUCACACUCUUUGACAUCUAUAGAGUGCUGAGGCCAGGAGGGCUUUUCUGGCUUGACCACUUCUUCUGCUUUGGAUCACAGCUAAACGAAACUUAUGUUCCAAUGUUCAAUAGGAUUGGAUUCAGGAAACUCAGAUGGAAUACUGGUAUGAAGCUUGAUCGGGGAAUUGACAAGAAUGAAUGGUACUUUUCAGCUCUGCUGGAGAAACCAAUGAGCUGA
Messenger RNA from Mangifera indica (mango), 1353 nucleotides. Its product is annotated as probable methyltransferase At1g29790. The coding region runs from base 1 to 1353 and encodes 450 amino acids. Gene Ontology annotation, molecular function: S-adenosylmethionine-dependent methyltransferase activity. The record is from RefSeq and is a predicted model, not a curated record. NCBI's taxonomy places the organism in Eukaryota, Viridiplantae, Streptophyta, Magnoliopsida, Sapindales, Anacardiaceae. The transcript has a single exon.